AUGUCCAUCACAUCGUUCGAAGGUCCCUUUCCGACCGACUUCUCCGUCCCGGACGGUUGCUCCCACAUUACCGGCAACUCGAUUUUCGGCUUCGACUUUGCAUCGUCAUGCUUGCCUGACGACUUCAAUCCCGACCCUCAGGCAUACUACUCGCCGGGCACUGGCUGCCCGAGUGGCUACACGGCACAUGAAGACUGCACGCGGUCCAGCGGGGGAACAACAACAGUGACGUGCUGCCCGUCUCGCGGCGACAUCGAGCUAUGGUGUGUAUCCGAGCCAGGCUCCCUUGUUGGACCGUGGGAGUCUAUGCAGUGUACCUGGAGCGCGGGCGACCAACAGACCGUACUGCUGGUAACGACCGAUGACGACGCAACAGUGGCCGUCACAAUGACGGGGGCCGAUGGGAUCAACGCCUACGGGUUGAGAAUGGUGUAUGAGCCUAGUGAUCUGGAGGGAACGACGGCAACAACGACAGAAGCCAGCUCGACUGAGCAGCGCAGUCCUUCUACACCACAACCGACGGAUGGGGAUAAUGACGGAGCAGAUGCCAACAGUGAUGAGAGCUCUGACAAGGGCUCGAGCAACACUGUCACCAUCGCAGUGGCAGUUGUCGUACCUGUGGUUCUCAUUGCAUUGGGCAUCGCCUUCUUCCUGUGGUAUCGGAGGCGCAAGUCGGUACAGAACGUCGAGUUACCUGCUGGCGAUUCGGGGCCUGACAUGGGUCAGCAAUGGCCGUAUCACCCUGGAAACAGUGCCGGACCCCAAUAUGCCGCGGAUGGGGGCUUCAGCACCAGCCCAAGUCAACAUGAACCAACUGCUUACGCCACGUCCAACCACCACGUUUACCAACCGAAUGAGUUGACAGGCGACAAUGGGCAUUCUCCUUCUCAGAUUCAGCCUGGCUGGUCCCAGCAAGAACAACCACCUAGGGUGUACGAGAUGAUGGCUGCUCCGCCGGCUAGCGAGCUUCAAGGCGAUGAACCGCGAGGCUCAUCUGAAGCAAAAAAGACAUAUGGCACGGCUGUGUCGGUGCGAAGUGUCCCAGGGGAGGGUACUUUCGGUCCUUACGGUGACAAUAUCCCGCACGAGGAGUCGCAGGCGUAUCCGAACCAUGGAUGA
This is a messenger RNA of Emericellopsis atlantica, 1119 nucleotides long. RefSeq lists its product as uncharacterized. Lineage: Eukaryota; Fungi; Ascomycota; Sordariomycetes; Hypocreales; Bionectriaceae. The transcript has a single exon. Bases 1 to 1119 code for a protein of 372 amino acids. The record is from RefSeq and is a predicted model, not a curated record.